AGAAGAAAAAAAAAGACAAAAAUAAAUAACAUGUGCAGAUGGUAUUUGCUCAUUAGACAUAAAAUUAGAUAAUGGUAGAGAAAUAAACGGAGCAGUUUCCUAACACUAAUUAGUUGUUGAUCUUUUCAAAAUCCACUAAACCCCCUUCUGCUAAAAUGACUACCCAACUUCGUCCACUUAUGCUAUUGGUUCAGUUCAUCAUCCUUUAAUUAGCCCAAAAAUCAACUUUUUCUUUCUUUUACUUGUCUGAUCACUGUAGCACGUGGCACUCCUUUAAUUUAUCACUUCAUUUUCACUUGUUAUAGGGACCACAGAGCACACCGAUUUGUUAGCUUGGAGGAACUUAAACAGACAUGUUUGAUAUACUCUUUGGGUGGAGAAAAGCUUCUAAAUGUAAGAAUUUGAUUAAAAGGGUUCAAUGCCGGCUUAAGCUGCUGAAGAAUAAGAGAAGUUGCAUUAUCAAGCAAUUGAGGGAUGAUUUGUCUGAGCUACUCAGAAAUGGGCAUUACGAAAUUGUCACUGAAAGGGUUGAACAGCUUUCAUCGGAUGAAAGGAAGGUUGCAGUGUAUGACUUAUUGGAGACUUACUGCGAAUUUAUAAUCUUUAACCUUCCGUAUAUUCGAAGACAUAAGGAUUGUCCCAAUGAUAUCAAUGAAGCAGUGUCAACUCUCAUAUUUGCAUCAGCAAGACUCGGCGAUUUGCCUGAGCUUGUAGCGAUUCGCAAGCUAUUUGGUGAACGAUAUGGUCAGAUAUUUGAAACAUCUGCACUUCAAUUACUUCCUGGGAAUCUUGUGAGCCAUCAGAUAAUUGAUAAUAUAUGCACAAGUUCUGUAUCAGAAGAAGAGAAAUACAGAUUGGUGGAUGAAAUAGCAAGGAGUUGCUUUCAGCAAGGACCUUUGCUUCUUGAAUACAUAAAUGAAUCACAUCAAGAGCAGGUAAAUGAAGGGAGUAAUGCUGCAGCUGAUUACAAGGAAGCUGAACAAAUGAGAUUAAAGGAUCCCAAAAUCUCACAGACAGAACUGCUUAAACCUGAAAAUUCAGCGUGUUUCUCAACAACUCACACUUUUAAUGAUUCAGCGAACUGCUUGAAAAAUAAUGGUAAUGAGAGAGUUCAAGAUUCUGCUCAGCAAAGUUAUUUAUCCCAAUCCCCUAUUUCAAGUCCUGAACGCGUCACAGGAAGGGAUACAGGGAAUAAACGUGCAUUUAUUUCGGAGAAAAACAUAGAGAGAAGAGCUGCAGAAUCUUCUACAGAAGAUUUAGCUGAAUUACCUGAGCAGAUGAUAUAUUUGGAUGACAUUCAGGAAUUUGAAUCUGCUGUGAAGAAAGUCCCUUUUUUUCCUUUGAGACUAAAAAUAGAUACUGGAAGCAAUUUUGAAGGCAUUAAGAGAAAAUGUGAGUUACGGAAUGCACAAAAACAACCAAAAAGCUCGAGGAAGAAUAACAUGAUAUCUGGAAAAAGAAUGAGAAGGAAAGCAGUUUCCGUCGUGUCAGACACUGAUAGUACAAUCUAUUACGGAGACUUACGUGAGAGUUCUCCGGAUAGCAAACCAAAACGACAAAACAGGAAAAGGAGUUCAAGAAAGAGUUAUGUUAAGGAAAGUCAUCAACCUUGCUAUGUCAAAUUCAGAAGCACAAUGACUUUUGUCAAGUGCAUCGAUGAUCAUUCCAGAUCAAACUGCAAUUCGGGGUGCAAUGGGCCAAUGGAAAAUCACUGCAGCUUGGAGCACCCACGUUAUUACUGGAUUGCUGAUGGAAAAGACAUUGGGGAAUCUCCACUUUGCGUGCCAAAGAGAAGAGUCAAAGCUACAAAGGAUCUUAGUAAAUGCCAAUUUUCCUGCAGUCAAGAUGUUGAAUCAGUGAGGCAUCAUUUUGUAAAAUCCGAUACUGAGGAGGUAUGGGAAAGCCAAGAAACUUGUAAUUCAACGAUGUCAUCAUCAUCAUCAACAAUGACAUAUCAAAGGGAAAGAAAAGAAAAUCAGGCUCCGUAUUUGAGGGCAACGACUAUGCCUCCCGAAAGGCCUAAAGAUAGCCUCAUUGACAACUUUGUUCGAUCAAAUUCUUUCCCGGUUCAAGAGCCUGGAAAUGAAUUAUAUGGAACUCGCCAUAUCCAUCCUAAGCUACCAGACUACGAUGAACUAUCAGCUAAGUUCCUGGCUCUCAAGAAUGAGAAACUGCAAAAGAAAUGCUAGCAUCAAAUCGAGGCUUUACCAUAGCAUGGCCAUCGUCUAAUCUAGGCUGGAACAAAUUACUUGAGUUGCUUUUUUUUUUCUUCUAUUUUUUGUUCAUAAAACUAGCAAAACAUACUUGCAUUGUAAAUGGAGAUUUCUUUGUGUAUGUCUGUGGGUAUUGGUGAUUCAUAGAAGUAGUUGAGGUGAAAUGAGUAAUGCUUUGAUGAAACUA
Messenger RNA from Lycium ferocissimum, 2400 nucleotides. RefSeq lists its product as uncharacterized. Gene Ontology annotation, biological process: protein transport. NCBI's taxonomy places the organism in Eukaryota, Viridiplantae, Streptophyta, Magnoliopsida, Solanales, Solanaceae. The record is from RefSeq and is a predicted model, not a curated record. Bases 354 to 2189 code for a protein of 611 amino acids. The transcript has 6 exons.